This is a messenger RNA of Orcinus orca (killer whale), 3466 nucleotides long. Its product is annotated as sodium/glucose cotransporter 5-like. Gene Ontology annotation, cellular component: plasma membrane. The transcript has 9 exons. Bases 2324 to 3250 code for a protein of 308 amino acids. Gene Ontology annotation, biological process: transmembrane transport. Gene Ontology annotation, molecular function: D-glucose:sodium symporter activity. The record is from RefSeq and is a predicted model, not a curated record. NCBI's taxonomy places the organism in Eukaryota, Metazoa, Chordata, Mammalia, Artiodactyla, Delphinidae.
CUGGGGGUGGGGUGUGUGCAGUCACCGUCCCAGAGCCACACAGUCCGCUGGUGGCAGAGGCUUCCUGUUCCUGGGCUCCUCUCUUGGAGGGGGUUCUAGCUGUGACUCCACCCACCACCUCCCAGAGGCCAUCCUGGUUCCUGAAACUAAGCCCUGGCCAUCAGCACUGCCCGGAGAGUCAGUGCCCGGGGCUCUGCCCCACCUUACGGGCGGGUGGGGUCUGUGGCAAAGCACCUCCCUUCUCCUCAGUCGCGGGGGAGUUAGAUUGGAAGGCCUGUAGUCCCACCCCUCUGACGGUUAUCAGCUCUGGCACCUUCCCUCUGCACUAAGACAGGAGCCUCAUUGAGGCCAGUUAAAGGAGCUGCAGCGGCAAGGGGUCAAGAAGGGCAAGCGCGUCCCACGCAGCCCAGGGGCGAGUCUCUGGCCUUCCCCAGACACGUCAGCCUCCUCACCACAGCUCAGGAAUGCUGCAGAGACCAGAGGCUGCGGAGCAUGGGGUCAGCUGACCAGGGCUGUGCCCGGCGGAGGAGACCAGAGGAGAAGCCCCUCCCGCUUCCUGCCAGCCCCCAGGGGCCUCGGAGUCCUCCAAGCUUCCGGGCGCAGGAUCCAGCCCAGCCCACAGUCUCAGAGGAUGGCACGAGCCAAGGAUUUUCAAACUGGAAAAUCCUAGAGUCACAAAUUCGAAGAUGUUUAAAAGCUCAGCUUCUCCAGGAUCCAAGAGCAGCGGACGCUGUGAGGUCACGGAGCACCCUACAGCCCCAGGGACCGGCCUGGAGAGGACUUGCCUGAGGUCACAGAGCCAGCCCGGCAGGGCAGAGGCUCCUGGGUGCUCUCUGCUGCGUUUUCCUGAGCCCCUGCUUGAACCCUCCAGGAUGGGGGGCUCACCACUUCUCCAGCCAGACCACUCCCAGAGGGGCCAUGGAUGGGGACAGAGGGAAGAGAACUGAAUCCGUGCCAGACACCACGCUUUUUUUCCAUGUCAAUCUUGCCGCUACUUUGGGGCAGGUGUUGGCAUCACGUGGCACUGAGGAGGACAGGACGGAAGGUCAGAGAGGCGGAGUGGCUAACUUGGGCAACGUGGCCGGGGUCCUGUGAUACGAGAAAGACUGUCUUCCCACCACCGCCCCACGUGGCAUUUAAUCUGGGAAGGGCGUGAGCCUGGGGAUCACCGGGGCCUCAAGAAAAAGGCUGGUGCGGCCCACCGGCUGGGCCUGCCUGGACGUGGGGCGUGGUCCCAAUGGGGCGCAGUCCUGCCCCCGCGCUGAGCAUUCUCAUGACUGUUACUGCCUUAAUUAAGACAAGUGCCCGAUCCCCAUUUUACAAAUGAAGAAUGUGAGGCCCAAGGUCAUGCGGCAAGGGGCCGGGUGAACCAGGGGCCUCUGAGAGGACUGCCCGCCUCUGCUGGUCCAGGGGGAGGACCCUCGGCUGCAGGGCGAGCCUGCCGGACCAAGGAGACCAGGAGCUCAGUCUAGACCUGCCACCCAAGACUGGUGUGACCUUCAGCAGGCCCUGGCGCACUUUGAACCUUGGUAUCAUCAUCUGUGAUGUGAGUGUGACGACAGGCCCUGCCUCCCGGGGUCUUGGGAGGGAGGGCAGUGCCGGCCGGGGUGGGGCUACCGCCGGGGCGCCCCAGGAGCCUGGCGUGCACCCAGCCCAGAGGUGCCAGCCCUCCUUGCUGGCAGAGCCGCUUCUGACUCCCCAGACUCAAUUAAGACGCAAACACCGCUGGUAGGAAGCCUUUGGAGAGGACGGGAGGCCGACCCCUGGGAUUAUGUUAUCAGAUGGUUCGCCACCUGGCAGGUGGGGCCCCGGGCUGGGAAGUGCUCCCCAGACCCACUGCAUGAGGCUGCGCGGGCGCUGCCCCUCUGGGCUCCAGUGUGUCCCUGGGAACAGUCCACCGGGCCGCCCCUGGGGCCUCUCAGGGCGUCGAGGCUGUGCUGGUACCGCCUGCUUGGGGACAGCAAGAGCCCCCCUCCUGGUCCCAGGGGCCUUGGCCCCCCAUGACCCUGUGCUCACCAGGCCUUGGUGUGGUCAGACUUCUGCCCCUGCCGGAGCCCAGAGUCUAGGAGCCUCGUGAAAAUGCUUUUACUGCCCUGAGUCAAGCUGGGGGCCCGCAGCAAGGCUCCACGGCUCCCCAGAGGGGCAGGGCUCGAAAGAACAUCCAAGACGCUGCUUCUCCGGAGAAACGGGGGCUCACUGACCCCAGAGCUGGGCUCUGGGCCAGCUCCUCCAGGGGCCGGCUCGGCGACAAGUUACCUGCCCUGUGUGAGCCCCUCUAGGCCUCAGUUUCCUCAUCUGCACGGAAGGGACGAUAGCUGACGCCAUGGAGCUGGGAGGAUCCAGGCAGAGGCUGCAGCAGCCUAGGCGUGAUGCUACAGGCCCGGCCUCUGAUGAUGUGGGCUGUGUGGUGCCCUCUGAGUGCCUGCGGGCCUGCGGGGCCGAGAUCGGCUGCUCCAACAUCGCCUACCCCAAGCUGGUCAUGGAGCUGAUGCCCACAGGCCUGCGGGGGCUGAUGAUCGCUGUGAUGAUGGCUGCUCUCAUGUCAUCGCUGACCUCCAUCUUCAAUAGCAGCAGCACGCUCUUCACCAUGGACAUCUGGAAGUGGCUGCGGCCCCGUGCCAGGGAGCGGGAGCUGCUGCUGGUGGGACGCUCAGCCCCCCACAGGGCACCCUUGACCCUCCUUCUCACCCAUCCACCCAGGCUGGUCACUGUGGUGCUCAUCGGCGUGAGUGUGGCCUGGAUCCCGGUCCUGCAGGGCUCCAACAGUGGGCAGCUCUUCAUCUACAUGCAGUCGGUGACCAGCUCCCUGGCCCCCCCGGUGACCGCGGUCUUCGUCUUGGGCAUCUUCUGGCGGCGGGCCAACGAGCAGGGGGCCUUCUGGGGCCUGAUGGCGGGGCUGGCGGUGGGUGCCACCAGGCUGGUGCUGGAGUUCCUGCACCCGGCCCCGCCCUGCGGCCACCCCGAGGACCGGCCUGCCGUCCUGCACAGCAUCCACUACCUGCACUUCGCCGUGGCGCUCUUCGUGCUCAGCGGGGCCGUGGUGGUGGCUGGGAGCCUGCUGACGCCAGCCCCCCAGGGCAUCCAGAUCGAGAACCUUACCUGGUGGACCCUGGCUCAGGACCUGCCCUCGGGAGCCAAAACAGGUGACCCCCGAGCAUCCCAGAAACAUGCUUUCUGGGCCCGCGUCUGUGGCUUCAACGCCAUCCUCCUCGUGUGUGUCAACGUCUUCUUCUACGCCUACUUCGCCUGACACCGUCCCCGGAAGCCCCCCUUCCCCACCAAGGAUACGGAGGCCCAGAGGAGGGUGGCGCCCCUCGUGGCCACAGGGCAGGUCAGUGCCCAGGGGCUGGCUGAGCCCGCAAAGCAGGAGCUCUGAAAAAUUAGGGAGGAAAUGGGAAAAAAGAAUGUGUGGUGCUUCCAAAACAGUAGUCGUAAUUGGAAAGAAAACGAGAUUUCUGAUGAGCAU